Molecule: messenger RNA, 1479 nt
Organism: Cololabis saira (Pacific saury)
Lineage: Eukaryota; Metazoa; Chordata; Actinopteri; Beloniformes; Belonidae
Gene: dlx4b
Product: distal-less homeobox 4b
Exons: 3
Coding region: 289-1044 (251 amino acids)
Biological process (GO): embryo development; cell differentiation; negative regulation of transcription by RNA polymerase II
Molecular function (GO): DNA-binding transcription factor activity, RNA polymerase II-specific; RNA polymerase II cis-regulatory region sequence-specific DNA binding
Source: RefSeq, a predicted model, not a curated record
UUGAUGGGAACCAGUGCGUUUGACGCUCUGCAGGCUGCAGCUCUUUGAAGAAGCAUGUCAGUUCCCCUCUUCGUGUAAACAGGGUUACAUCUCGCUUUUUUAUUCGAUUUUACUUCCUUAAUAUCUGAGAACAUGAUAACCACACACCGCCGCGAGGUUUUUCUUCCCCGACGGCGCGUCGGAUCAUAGCGUGGACCUGCUCCAAAACUUUUUUCUCUCGCCGCCCGACCAGAACUCAUGAAUCCUUCUUCAGAGCGACGGCUUUAUGGACUUGUGUAUUAGCUAAUAAUGUCUGUGGGUUUCAUGCCUGACAGUCUGAGUGGCUCCGACCCUUCCAAAUCGGCCUUUCUCGAGUUUGGCCACGGGCAUCCUGCGCACCAGCAGCACUCCCCGGGACUCUCGCACAUCUACCCCGUGCACGGGCUGCACGCUGCCGGACACUCGCAGCACGAAAGUCCGUUUUCUGGAAACACGUCCUACGGCCGCUCUUUGGGAUACUCAUACCCGGCCGCGGUGAACCAUCACCCGCAGUACAUGCCCUACCAGCACGGCGGCGGCAGCAGUCUGUCCACCGGCAGGUUAGAACACACAGAUCGUGACAAAUCCACGGUGAUUGAGAACAGAGAAAUCCGACUAGUAAAUGGCAAGGGGAAGAAAAUCCGGAAGCCUCGGACCAUCUACUCCAGUCUGCAGCUGCAGGCUCUGCACCAGCGCUUCCAGCAGACCCAGUACCUGGCCCUGCCGGAGCGCGCCGACCUGGCGGCCAAACUGGGGCUCACGCAGACCCAGGUUAAAAUAUGGUUUCAGAAUAAGCGCUCUAAGUAUAAGAAGAUCAUGAAGCAUGGCAGCGGCUCAGAAGGGGAACAUCUCCACAGCAGCAGCUCCAUCUCUCCCUGCUCACCCGCCUUGCCCCAGCUGUGGGAGGUCUCCAUCGCCAGCAAAGGAGCCCCAAUGCACCCAAAUAACUACAUGAACAGUUUUGGUCACUGGUAUCCGAACCACCACCCUCACCAGGACGCCAUGCCAAGACCUCAGAUGAUGUGAUUGGAUUGUUUUCGGUGGCCAUCAGGCCGCCCGAAUCACAUUGCUGACUCGGAUGAACUGGUUUCUCGCGAGGCCUCCUCUGAACUCUGUUAGAUGCGUGUUCAAUAGACUGUCUUUUGCGUGCGUUUUGAAUUCAGAUUUAAUUGCAAAGUCCAACCAGGUACCAGAUUUUUAUUUUUUUUUUAAGGUUUGCUUUUUCCACUGCAGCUCCUGUUGCAGGAAAUCGCAUCACUGAAUAUGGACUUGUGUGUGAGGCUAAACAACGUCUUCAUAGACAAACAUUUGAAAAUAUAUAGUGUGCAUGGAUUUAUUUUACUAUGGAAAGUCUCGGCUGCAACGUGGAACUGAUGCAUGGAUAACAAGUUAAUAUCAGGCCUGUUCUAAGUAUUUUCCAAUAUGUCUGGUUUGGUUGCCGCUUUAUAAGAGAACUUUAAA